Molecule: messenger RNA, 1497 nt
Organism: Zasmidium cellare ATCC 36951
Lineage: Eukaryota; Fungi; Ascomycota; Dothideomycetes; Mycosphaerellales; Mycosphaerellaceae
Product: glycoside hydrolase family 13 protein
Exons: 1
Coding region: 1-1497 (498 amino acids)
Biological process (GO): carbohydrate catabolic process
Molecular function (GO): calcium ion binding; alpha-amylase activity
Source: RefSeq, a predicted model, not a curated record
AUGAAGUACACCACUCUCUCGACACUCGCUUCCUUCUCCGGCCUCGCAUCCGCUCUCACUCCAGCACAAUGGCGGACACAAAGCAUCUACCAAGUCAUGACGGACCGCUUCGCCAGAACAGACGGCUCCACCAGCGCAUCUUGUGAUGUGAACAACUACUGCGGCGGCACAUACCAAGGCCUGAUCAACAAGCUGGCUUAUAUCCAAAACAUGGGCUUCACAGCAAUCUGGAUCUCCCCCAUCGUCGAGAACAUCCCACAGUCAACCGCCGAUGGAUCAGCAUACCACGGCUACUGGGCGCAGAACAUCUACAACGUCAACACCAACUUCGGCGCUGCCUCUGAUCUCGUCGCAUUGUCCAACGCCCUCCACAACCGCGGCAUGUACCUCAUGGUCGACAUCGUCACCAACCACUUCGCCCAGGCCAACACCCGCGCCAACUUCAACGCCAGCGCCGUGGGUGCCCCCUUCAACAACGUCUCCAUGUACCACACCCCCUGCGACAUCGACUACAACAACCAAACCAGCAUCGAACAAUGCUGGCAAGGCGACAACAUCGUCGCCCUCGCCGACGUCCGCACCGAAGACUCCAACGUCCAAGCCCUCUGGAACAGCUGGAUCCCCCAGCUCGUCUCCAACUACACCAUCGACGGCCUGCGCAUCGACUCGGCCAAACACGUCACGCCCUCCUCCCUCUCCGCCCUCCAAUCCGCCGCCAACGGCAUGCACGUCCUCGGCGAAGUCUACAGCGGCGACCCGUCCUACCUCUGCCCCUACCAAUCCACCAUAACGGGCCUCAUGAACUACCCGGCCUACUUCUGGAUCACGCAAGCCUUCAAGUCCACCUCCGGCAACAUGACCACCCUCGCCACCGGCAUCAACACCCUCAAAUCCACCUGCAAAGACGUCACCCUCCUCGGCUCCUUCCUCGAAAACCACGACAACCCACGCUUCCCCGCCCUCACAUCCGAUCAAUCCCUCAUCCGCAACGCCGUCUCCUUCGCCCUGCUGCAGGACGGCAUCCCCAUCCUCUACCAGGGCCAGGAGCAGAAACUCUACGGCGGCAGCGUCCCCUACAACCGCGAGGCCCUCUGGUCCACGGCGUACUCCACCUCCAGCUCCGCCACGCUGUACCCCUUCAUCACGACGCUGAACAAGAUCCGCGCCUGGGCCAUCAAGAAGGACGCCGCGUACAUCACCUACAACGCCUGGCCGAUCUACACCGACACGUCCACGAUCAUCAUGCGCAAGGGCAACGCCAACGCGCAGGUCGUGUCCGUCUUCACGAACCGCGGGGCAAGUGCUAAGACCGCCACCCUCACUUUGGGAGCGACGAAUUCCGGCUUCGUCAAGUAUCAGUCCGUCAUGGACGUCGUGGCGUGCAAGAGCUUCACGACGGAUUCGAAGGGGAACUUGGGCGUCACCAUCACCAGCGGUCUUCCUCAAGUCUUCUAUCCGACGAGUGCGUUGAAGAGGAGUGGGAUUUGUAAUCAGUGA